Drosophila takahashii is the source of this 760-nucleotide messenger RNA. RefSeq names its product Odorant-binding protein 57b (gene Obp57b). NCBI's taxonomy places the organism in Eukaryota, Metazoa, Arthropoda, Insecta, Diptera, Drosophilidae. Gene Ontology annotation, molecular function: odorant binding. The record is from RefSeq and is a predicted model, not a curated record.
UUGCGCCAGUGGGAAAUUCACAAGCAACUCUUUAGUUUCAUUUCAACAAUGUUCACCUACAGACUUGUAUUUAUUGCGCCUCUGAUAUUGGUUUUGAUCAGCAUAGUUAAGGCCCGCCAUCCCUUUGACAUUUUUCAUUGGAAUUCGAAGGAUUUUGAAGAGUGUUUACACGUUAAUAACAUUUCCAUCAGCGAAUACGAAAAAUACGCACGGUUCGAGACUCUGGAUUACCUACUCAACGAGAGUGUGGACCUACGGUACAAAUGCAAUAUCAAAUGCCAGCUGGAAAGGGAUUCAACGAAGUGGCUAAAUGAUAAAGGUAAAAUGGAUCUGGACCUGAUAAAUGCCACCAGUGAGGCAGCGGAAUCCAUUACAAAGUGCAUGCAUCAGGCUUCCGAAGAACCUUGUGCGUACAGCUUUAAACUAGUGAUAUGUGCCUUUAAAGCCGGUCAUCCCACUACCGAUUCCGAAUAAUUGUUAUUAGCUUAUACAUAUGAAAUCAAGAGAACGAUUUCAGCUGAUUGAAACUAAGAAUCUCAAGGAAUUGAAAGAGAAAUGUGGAAAGACAGGUUUAUUAACCAAAAAUCCAUUGCUUCCAUAGAGUAUUCAGUUUAAUAUUUUGAAAAUGUUCUUCAGCUGCUGAAGAACCGUGUGCAUACAGCUUUUAAUUAUACCCGUUACUCGUAGAGUAAAAGGGUAUACUAGAUUCGUGCAAAAGUAUGUAACAGGUAGAAGGAAGCGUUUCCGACCCUAUAAACUA